AUGUAAAUCGACUUGGAAAAGGUGGAGAGCGAACUGGCUCAGGUGGAAGAGGAGGCAGAAGAGGACAUUGCUUGUCCAAAGACUCUUGAGAUCGGUCAGGAGGGUGGCGGAUUGUCGUCAGCCUCUGCCAAUGGUAGUGCCUCAUCUACAAACCUCACAGGACAAAAGUCUGGGGACAAGUUCUCCCCCGAACCACGUGAAGAAGAAGGACCGCCAAGUGCUAAGAUGAUGAUGGACACCUUCCUUACCCAACUUCCAAAGUGUGUCAACCGGGACCUCAUUGAUAGGGCGGCGUAUGAUUUUUGCGUAAAUCUAAACAAGAAGCCGAACCGUCGGCGUCUGGCCAACGCACUAGCCUCGGUGCCCCGCACACGCUACGACCUCCUGCCUUUCUAUGCACGUUUUGUGGCCACUCUCAAUCCGGUGAUGCCUGAUCUCAGUCAGGAUCUCAAUAACGCUCUGCUCCAGGAGUUUCGUUGGCACCUGCAUAAAAAGGAUCAAGUCAAUCUAGAGUCAAAACUCAAGACCGUUCGAUUCAUUGGUACGUGCUUAGCUUCAAAAGUUGGGGUUAUUUAA
Molecule: messenger RNA, 576 nt
Organism: Hydatigera taeniaeformis
Lineage: Eukaryota; Metazoa; Platyhelminthes; Cestoda; Cyclophyllidea; Taeniidae
Source: the annotation of a GenBank genome assembly